AUGCGUGUCUCCGCUCAGCUUAUCACCGGCCUGGCCCUCGCCGCCAGCGCCAACGCAAGCCUAUACAGAAGAGCACACGAGACAUCCACUAGCACCGAAGUAACCACUACCCCAACCGAAAACGCCACCCCCGUCGUCGAUCAAGAGGUCUCCGCCACCGAGACCAACACCCCCGCAACAACCGAGAGCGAUGAGGUCCCCACCGUUCUCUCCAGCGCGGAUGCCCAUCCCGCCGAGACGACAAGCAUCCCUCUCAUCAAGCCCACCGCCGCCGCAUCCUCCUCCGCCGCUGCUAGUUCCUCCGCCGCCGGCAUCUCGACUGCCGCGCGUCCCAAGGCUACUGGCACUGGCGACUACGUUGGUCUCGUUGAUCCCAGCGAGGAGUCGAGCACCAGUCGCGGCCACAGCAGUGGCAGCCACAGUGACAGCGGCGGCAGCAGCAGCAGCAGCAGCAGCAGCAAUGACGACGCUGAAGAAAGCGCUAAACCCACCACGGCCCGUCAUACCAACCCGGGCUCCACCCUCGUGGUGCCUGGCCUCGCUGCUCUAGGUAGUCUUGCCAUUGGCUUGAUGGUUCUCGUUUGA
Aspergillus fischeri NRRL 181 is the source of this 585-nucleotide messenger RNA. RefSeq lists its product as uncharacterized. The transcript has a single exon. Bases 1 to 585 code for a protein of 194 amino acids. NCBI's taxonomy places the organism in Eukaryota, Fungi, Ascomycota, Eurotiomycetes, Eurotiales, Aspergillaceae. The record is from RefSeq and is a predicted model, not a curated record.